UGUGCUUCCGGCGAGCGGGAAGGCUGAAACGCGGGGCUUUCAUUGAGGCGCAGUGUGCGAGUGUUUUUUGGGGGUGAAGCCUUAAGCCAUGGACAGGGGUGGCUUUGGAGACAUGUCAUCCCCUGUGAUCCGGGAUGCAGAGGUGACAAGGACUGCAAAGAAGCAAAGCGCUCAGAAAAGAGUUUUAAUUCGCGCAUCCCAAGAUGAAACUUUUGUUAACUCUACACCAAGAAAUCAAGUUACCCCACGAACUCCUGGCUCGUUUCGAGCACCUUUUACUCCACCAAACCGGAGCUUAUUAAAGCAGCCAGAUGUUUCCUGCAUUCCUGGAACAGGAGGGAAAUCUGCUCGAUAUACUCAGAAUUCAGGAUUUUUGGGAAAUCUGUCUAUGAUAACAGAUCUGGAUGACAGUAAUUGGGCCGCUGCAUUCUCAUCCCAGCGCCCAGGACUCUUCCCUAACACUGAGGCCCACAGUGUAACAGAGGAUGUAACUCUCAGCGCUGUUAUGUUGCGGGAAGAUGAUCCUGGAGAAGCAGCAUCCAUGAGUAUGUUUUCUGAUUUUUUACAAUCUUUUCUGAAGCACUCUUCGAUGACAAUUUUUGAACUUGUAGAAGAGUAUGAAAACAUUUGUGCUAGUCAGGUGAAAAUUCUAAAUAAAAUGGUGACUCGAGCAACACCUGGACUUCAAAAGUUUUCAAAAACAUCCAGUAUGCUCUGGCUUCUUCAGCAGGAGAUGGUCACAUGGAGGCUGUUGGCUUCUUUGUAUAGAGACAGAAUACAGAGUGCAUUGGAAGAUGAAAAUAUGUUUGCAAUUGCCUCUCUUAAUGCCAGUGAAAAAGCAGUUGUGGAAAGUUUAUUUCAAAGAGAUUCCCUUGUUCGACAAAGCCAGCUGGUGGUAGAUUGGUUAGAGAGCAUUGCCAAAGAUGAAAUUGGAGAUUUUUCUGAUAAUAUUGAGUUUUAUGCAAAAUCUGUUUCUUGGGAGAAUACUCUACAUAGCUUGAGACAGCGGCAGGUGUCUUUUAAAGAAAGUGUACGCCCUCUUGUUACUGAAUUAGACCCUGAUGCUCCCCUAAGACAGAAAAUGCCCCUUGAUGACCUGGAUAGAGAAGAUGAAAUCAGAUUACUCAAAUACCUGUUCACUCUAAUUCGUGCUGGAAUGACAGAAGAGGCACAGCGGCUAUGUAAGCGUUGUGGUCAGGCAUGGAGAGCUGCAACACUUGAAGGCUGGAAACUCUAUCAUGACCCUAAUAUUAAUGGAGGAACAGAAUUAGAGCCUGUUGAAGGGAAUCCUUAUCGUUGCAUUUGGAAAAUAAGUUGUUGGAGAAUGUCAGAGGAUGAGCUUUUCAAUAAAUAUGAGAGAGCAAUUUACGCAGCUUUAAGUGGAAAUCUCAAGCAGCUGUUGCCUGUUUGUGACAGCUGGGAAGACACAGUCUGGGCCUGCUUCCGGGUAAUGGUGGACAGUUUGGUAGAACAGGAGAUCCGAACAUCCUCAAUAGCCAUGGAUGAAACUGAAGAGCUUCCUAGGGAAUAUUUGGAAGCAAAUUGGACCUUAGAAAAAGUUUUUGAAGAACUUCAAGCUACGAACAAAAAGAGAGUUCUGGAAGAGAAUCAAGAACAUUAUCAUGUAGUUCAAAAAUUUCUUAUUCUAGGAGACAUUGAUGGUUUAAUGGAUGAAUUUAGCAAAUGGCUUUCCAAAAGCAGAAAGAAUCUACCUGCACACCUCCUCCGCUUCAUGACUCACCUCAUUUUGUUUUUCCGUGCUCUGGGACUGCAGACGAAAGAAGACGUUUCCAUUCAAGUUUUAAAAACAUACAUACAGCUUUUAAUAAAUGAGAAGCAUACAAAUCUCAUAGCAUUUUAUACCUGUCACUUGCCACAAGACUUAGCUAUUGCCCAGUAUGCAUUAUUUUUGGAAGGUGUUACAGAAUUUGAACAGCGUCACCAUUGCCUGGAACUGGCUAAAGAAGCAGAUUUGGAUAUUGCAUCUAUAACAAAGACUGUAGUUGAGAAUACUCGAAAGAAAGAUGAUGGUGAAUUCACUCACCAUGACCUGGCCCCAGCCCUUGAUACUGGAACUACUGAGGAGGACCGUUUAAAGAUUGAUGUGAUUGAUUGGUUAGUAUUUGAUCCAGCACAGAGAGCGGAAGCUUUAAAACAAGGCAAUGCAAUAAUGAGGAAAUUCCUAGCAACCAAAAAGCAUGAAGCAGCAAAAGAAGUGUUUGUAAAAAUUCCUCAGGAUUCAAUAGCAGAAAUUUAUAAUCAGUGGGAAGAACAAGGAAUGGAAAGUCCACUUCCUGCUGAAGAUGAUAAUGCCAUCAGAGAACAUUUGUGCAUUAGAGCUUAUUUGGAAGCCCAUGAAACUUUUAACGAGUGGUUUAAGCAUAUGAAUUCAGCUCCACAAAAACCUACUUUGACACCUCAAGCAUCUUUUACUGAGAAAGUGGCUCAUGAGCACAAAGAAAAGAAAUAUGAAAUGGAUUACAGUAUUUGGAAAGGGCAUUUGGAUGCCCUAACUGCUGAUGUGAAGGAAAAAAUGUACAACGUCUUGUUAUUUGUUGAUGGAGGAUGGAUGGUAGAUGUUAGAGAAGAUGCCGAAGAAGACCCUGAAAGAACCCAUCAGAUGAUUUUAUUGAGAAAACUUUGUCUCCCGAUGCUCUGCUUUCUGCUUCACACUAUAUUGCAUAGUACUGGUCAAUAUCAGGAAUGCCUGCAGUUAGCAGAUAUGGUAUCCUCUGAGCGACACAAACUAUACCUGGUGUUUUCUAAGGAAGAACUAAGAAAAUUACUACAGAAGUUAAGAGAAUCCUCUCUAAUGCUCCUUAACCAAGGACUGGAUCCUUUAGGAUAUGAAAUUCAGUCAUAAUUCAUCUACUGUGUAAUCUCACUUCAGGAUAAAUGAAGUUUUUUGUAAAAUAUAUACAUUUGUAAUUACUGGGAUUUUAUUUUACAUUAUCUUGGGGUAAAGCAUUUAUAAAAUUCAGACAGAAUUUUGUACUUUUCAGAAUACAGUGGUGACCCUUUAAAAAUGAAUGUAUUAUAUCAGUAUUUCUGUUUAUAAAUAAAAUUAUGUAAAGAAUAAAAUGUUUUGUACUAAA
Messenger RNA from Suncus etruscus (white-toothed pygmy shrew), 3095 nucleotides. It is a transcript of the gene NUP107, whose product is annotated as nucleoporin 107. The transcript is spliced from 28 exons. Bases 89 to 2863 code for a protein of 924 amino acids. The record is from RefSeq and is a predicted model, not a curated record. Lineage: Eukaryota; Metazoa; Chordata; Mammalia; Eulipotyphla; Soricidae. Gene Ontology annotation, cellular component: nuclear pore outer ring; nuclear pore. Gene Ontology annotation, molecular function: structural constituent of nuclear pore. Gene Ontology annotation, biological process: protein import into nucleus; post-transcriptional tethering of RNA polymerase II gene DNA at nuclear periphery; mRNA export from nucleus.